Messenger RNA from Onychomys torridus (southern grasshopper mouse), 393 nucleotides. RefSeq names its product pancreatic polypeptide (gene Ppy). The record is from RefSeq and is a predicted model, not a curated record. The transcript has 4 exons. Gene Ontology annotation, molecular function: neuropeptide hormone activity; neuropeptide Y receptor binding. Gene Ontology annotation, biological process: neuropeptide signaling pathway; feeding behavior. The coding region runs from base 30 to 302 and encodes 90 amino acids. Gene Ontology annotation, cellular component: extracellular region. NCBI's taxonomy places the organism in Eukaryota, Metazoa, Chordata, Mammalia, Rodentia, Cricetidae.
CAUGCGCAGGGAGACCAGUCCAGCAGGAGAUGGCCACUGCGUACUUCUGCCUCUCCCUGUUUUUCCUAUCCACCUGGGUGGCUCUGCUGCUGCAGCCCCUGCAGGGUGCCUGGGGGGCCCCACUGGAGCCAAUGUACCCAGGGGACUAUGCUUCACCAGAGCAGAUGGCCCAGUAUGCUACUCAGCUCCGCAGAUAUAUCAACACACAAACCAGGCCUAGGUAUGGGAAGAGAGAUGAGGGGAACACAGCUGGACUCCCUAGAAUGCAGCUUCCCCCAUGCACCAGCCCCUGGUUGGUUUGAUUCCCUGCUCGGCUACCCCGAGCUAAGGACAGGGAGCUCAGCCCAAUAGACCUGUAGUGCCCCGCCUGUGCCUGUGGAACAGCCUGGUCCA